Molecule: messenger RNA, 4655 nt
Organism: Strongylocentrotus purpuratus (purple sea urchin)
Lineage: Eukaryota; Metazoa; Echinodermata; Echinoidea; Camarodonta; Strongylocentrotidae
Product: cyclin-dependent kinase 11B
Biological process (GO): protein phosphorylation; regulation of mitotic cell cycle
Cellular component (GO): nucleus
Molecular function (GO): cyclin-dependent protein serine/threonine kinase activity; ATP binding
Source: RefSeq, a predicted model, not a curated record
CCGCUUUGUGUGUGAUGCGCAUCGUUUGAAUUACGCAUGAAGUCCCAUUGAUUGCUCGAUUUGAUCUCGCUUGAUGUUUGGGUCCAUCUGGGAUAGAUUUGCAACGUGAGGCGGAGUUGUAAGUCAGAAAUGCCAAGCUCAGAAAAACAUUCUCGCAAAGAUAAAAACAAACAUGAAAAGGAAAAGUGGCACGUCAAGACACUUGAUGAGAUAAAAGAAGAGAAAAAAAAGAAGAAGGAAGACGAGGAGAAGAAGAAGAAAAGCAAGGAUCCAGGGAAAGAGAUGGUCAGAGAAGAGAAAGCUCCAAGACAACGCCACAUCUCAUCAGGAGAUGAAAAGGUGGACGAUGAUGAAGAUGACGCCCUGAACAUCCAGCCUCCACAGGCCAAACCAAGCUCACUUAAAGACACCAGGCACGGCAAAGAUGAGAAGAGAAAGCAUGCUCGAUCACAUAGCAGAGAUAAAGACAGAAAGAAAACAAAGAGAUCGAGAUCAGCAGAGAAGGGCAAGCCGUCUCGGAGCAAGGAUUCUGAGCGAGAUAGGGAUCGAGAUCGAGACAGAGGCCGGGAGAGAAGGCGAGACAGAGACCGAGACGACAACAGCAGGGACAAAGAUAAGAAAUCACGCAAGGACCCUCAGGAUGAUUCAAGAGCAGCGCCCUCUGGUGGUCAUAGCCAUCAUGAAGACGUUCGACCUUCAGGUUCUAGUAGUCAAAGUCAUCAGCCCGAUCUCCGUCAGAUGAUCGUUGAUAGACGGGAUGAUACGAGACAAGUUACAGUCGUAGGAGACAGAGCACAACAGAAGGAAACCGAGAGAAAAUCAAGAGAAGGGAAGAAAGAAAGUGAACGUGAGAAGGAAAGACGGGAGGAUAGACAUGAAGAGAGACCCAGAGAUAGAGAGAAGAAAGAGAAGAGCAGAGAUUCCUCCACCAAGCAUGAAGGAAGUAAAGAGAAGAGUAGAUCCAGAAGAGAUGAACUGAUAGAAGAGAGAAGAGAAGGCUCAAGACCAAGUAGCAAAGAGAGGACGUCGGGAGGAAGUAAUCGAUCAGACGACAGAGACUCAAGGUCAAAAAGAUCAGAUCAAUCUUCAACUCAUAGAGAUAGAAGUCCACAUCGAUCAUCUAGGGAUGAUAAAAGAAAGAGGGAUGAGAGAAGAAAAGAAGAGCGGGAAUCAGAACAUGACUCUGACCAACGAAGAUCCAAAUCAUCUUCCAAAGCCUCCAAAUCAAACGAGAGAGAAAGAUGGAAAGAAGAUAGUGAAGAACGUCAGAGAAGAGAGGAGCGGAAGAUGGAGGAAGAAGAAGAGGAGGAAGAGAAGGAGGAGGAGUAUGAGAGGAAAGAAAUAGAAGAACUAGAAGAAGAGCAUGAGGUUGAGGAGGAGAAUGCAUCGUCAUCGGAAGAAGAAGAAGAAUCAGACGAUGAAGAGGAAGACGAUGAGGAAGAGGAAUCUUCAGAGGCAGAGUCUGAAUCCGAAGAAGAGGAAGAAGUCGAGGAGAUCAAAGAAGCCUCCAGCUCAGAGGAGGAAGGGUCUGCUGAAGAAGGAGAGGCUUCAGCGGGAGAUUUAGAGGAAGGUGAACACAAAGAUUCUGAUGAUGAAGAAGAAGAAGAGGAAGAAGAGGAGGAAGAGGAGGAGGAGGAAGAAGAAGAAGAGGAGAGUGAAGAAGAAGAAUCAGACUCUGAUUCUGAAUCACAAUCAGAGGAAGAGAGUGAGAAGUCGGUCAGUGAGGUUGACCAUGAGGAGAUGCAGCAAGAAGAGGAGAAAGCAAAGGUCAAACAGGAGAAGGAAACAGACUCUUCCAAGAUCUAUGUCCAUGCCAAGUCCAAGUUUGACGAUGACAGUCCCAGCCCGAUCCGUGAGCUGCCCGGUCUGGUGCAUGAGGAGGAGGAGAUAGAAAACGAGGUGGAGGAUCAGAGCGAUACCGAGUACCUCCAGGACUCUCCCGUUGCCUCCCCCGUUGAGCUGGAGGAGACGCUGCCUCCGUACCUCCCUGCCAUACAGGGAUGCAGGAGCGUGGAGGAGUUCCAGUGUCUGAAUAGGAUUGCUGAGGGUACCUAUGGUGUGGUGUACAGAGCCAAUGAGAAGAAGAAAAAUGACAUUGUUGCUCUAAAAAGGCUCAAAAUGGAGAAGGAAAAGGAAGGUUUCCCUAUCACCUCACUGCGAGAGAUCAGUACACUACUCAAGGCUCAGCAUAGGAACAUUGUUACUGUUCGGGAGAUAGUUGUUGGUAGUAACAUGGAUAAGAUCUACAUUGUAAUGGACUACGUUGAACAUGAUCUGAAAUCACUGAUGGAAACCAUGAAACAACCCUUCACUAUCGGAGAGACCAAAUGUUUGAUACUCCAGCUCCUCCGUGGAGUGCAUCAUCUCCAUGACAACUGGAUCCUCCAUCGAGAUCUCAAGACCUCCAACCUCCUCCUCAAUCAUCAGGGAUGUCUCAAGAUCGGGGACUUUGGACUAGCUAGGGAGUAUGGCUCCCCUAUCAAACCAUACACAUCUAUCGUGGUUACUCUUUGGUAUAGAGCUCCAGAACUGCUUCUUGGCACCAAGGUCUACUCCACUCCUAUUGAUAUGUGGUCUGUUGGAUGCAUCUUCGCUGAGUUCCUCACCAUCAAACCCAUCUUCAAUGGACGAUCAGAAAUCGACCAACUCAACAGGAUUUUCAAGGAAUUAGGAACACCGAGUGAGAAGAUCUGGCCUGGUUAUAAUGAGCUGCCUGCCGUCAAGAAGACCACCUUUGCUCAUCAUCCGUACAACAAUCUCAGAAAUCGAUUCGGGACCUACCUCACAGAUGUUGGGUUUGAGCUCCUCAACAGAUUUUUGACCUGACCUGUUCGUCGCAUCUCAGCAGAAGACGCCCUCAAGCAUCCCUACUUCUCGGAGUCUCCGCAGCCAAUCAGUGAGAACAUGUUCCCUACCUGGCCUGCUAAGAGUGAGAUGGUCAGGACCAAUAAACCUAGGAGUCCACAGGCACCCGAAGGAGGGCAGCAGUUUGCUAAACUGGAAAAAGAGGAGGAAGAUUCUGGAUUCAGAAUGGCGCUACCAACCCAGGGAAGCUCUGCUGCGAGUGCAGGGUUUAGUCUCAAGUUCUAAUGGCACCGGAAGCAGCUUUCAAGAUCUGCAUCAUCGAUGUUUGGGAAAGUUGUUGCAGGGACCAGGAUAGUCGAGGAGUGCUUUGGUAUCAGCUGUGAAACUGGACAGUGUGCUGAACAAGAACCUUCAUCCAAGAGGCAUAAUCAACUGUGAUAUUUUUCAUCACCAAUGUUAAAGCCCCACUGCACUACUUACAACUACUUGCGCCCUCUAUAUAGCAAACAAUGCCUAAUCAGUGACCAUUGGUCCCCCAUGAUCCUCUUUUUCUGAUGUUAAUUGAGAGCUGAUUUGAUGAGAUAACCACCUGUCCAGUGACCUUGCAGGGUAGUCUAAUCCCUCCUAUACACUUGUACAGAUGGGCUUUAAAUGUUGUUUCAGCGACCAUGAAAACCAAGGAGCAUAGUUAGGCAUCAGCAGCCGGGAGACCGAGCUUUGGGUUGAGAAAAAAGUGCACUCUGUCAAGAGAUGUAAUCAUCAAUGUAGCUUUGCCUCACUGAUGUGACUUAUUGUUGCAGAGACCAAGACAGUCUGGGCACCGUCUAGUUGUGACCCUUGUUCUGUCUGUAUGUUUUCAUUUCUCAUUCAGUACAGGUAAACAAAAAUGGGUAUGAAAAUGUUGAGGCCCAUAGUCUAAAAUUCAGUUAAACCUGACCCUGGGCCUAAAAUUGUGUGUAACAAAAGGAAAGUUGGACCUUAGAUUAAAUUUCGUUGAUUUCGGACAAAAGCCUGAACCCGAUGUCAGCAUUAAAUUUGGGCUGUUGCAUUCAACUUCAUGAAAGUUAGUUCAGACUCAACUUGCAUGUUACCCAUUUGUUUUGGGAACACCAACCUUUUUUUAUUUCAUACAAAUAACCAUAACAAAAAAGAAAGUCAUGAAAUGAAGAUGAAAUUAAUUUAAUGAGGGUAUAAUGUAAUGUAAUGGUUUGUUCAUUAAGUUGAGGAAAAAAAAUAGAAUUGUAAAGGAUUGAAAAGAUCAACACUUGAUAAUGCAUAAUGAUUAAUUCAACAUCACAUUAAUCUGCAUGUAACAUUACUUAAACAGCAAUGCAACUGGCUUUGAAAUUAACUAAGAUUUUUUUCCAGAAGUUGUUUGUAAUGAUGUCACUUUUUUAAAUUUUUGUACCUUGAUGUUCAUGGAUAUUCUUGUACUUUCAUGAUAUGUUUUGAGAAGAAAAAAAGCAGAAGGAAAAAUAAGAGGAAGGAUGAACAGAGGGUUGAAGAAAAGAAGAAAAAUAGUACCAUUUGCGAUAACACUGGAUUCACCUGUUAUAACUCUUCACACAUUUUGUAUUUUGCAUACAGUAUAUGAUAUUCUUUGAGCGACUGUAAUCAAAUCAUAUGUCAUACAGUGACGCUUUCUUAGGCACAGAUUGGUCAUUCAAGUUCUUUUCAAACAUGGUAUACAAACAUCUAAACUUAAAUUUCCAAUUUGUGUUUAGAAAAGCAUCUUGUGCAUUUAUUAGGCACACCAUACAUGUCUCGAGUGAUUGAUUAAAUGUAAAUAUUUUUGUGCUGGAUAAAAUUUCCACUUUGUAAUAAAUAUAAACUGUUUUUUAUGAAACAGA